Molecule: messenger RNA, 3292 nt
Organism: Ruditapes philippinarum (Manila clam)
Lineage: Eukaryota; Metazoa; Mollusca; Bivalvia; Venerida; Veneridae
Exons: 6
Coding region: 386-1177 (263 amino acids)
Source: RefSeq, a predicted model, not a curated record
AAGUCUCAAAGGUAACAUUGAUUUAUAAAAAAAGAUACACGCUUUCACUUCACGUUAAAUGAAGCUCUAAUCUUUGUCUAGCACAAACAACUUUCUGUAUAUUUAUGAAUUUUUGUAAAAGGUUUCAAUGUGAAGUAAGAAGGAACUUUCAAACAUUAUAAUACCAUAAAAAUGAUAACAAUAUUAUUAUCAAUACUGGAAGCAAUCACUAAAUUUCUCUGUAGUUACUUUUCGUUUAUGCACAUUUUCAGAACCAAAAAGUGUACCUGUAAUACUUGGUUUACAAGACGUAGAAAGUUGCAGGGGCUGUAUUGUUGGGGAGGAAAAUGAGAUAUUAAAAAUACCCUGUGAGAUACAUGGUGGUUCCCGUCCUAUAACCGUGACCAUGACAAUAGGAAAUGAAUCAUAUCCUCAUCUAAAGUUCAAUUCAACGACGUAUAUUGCGUUUUGUACUAUUAAGGAUCAUCAUCAUAUGAAACAAAUGAUGUUUUCAGUUAUGGACGAUGCAAUGUCGUCACCUGUAAACGCCACUGCUACGAUUUUUGUUAUAAAACCACCAACGUUUCAAUUUGCGAUGAAGGAAAUUCUAAGAGACGGUGAAGCUUUUAAUAUCACGUGCAUGCUAGAUGGUGGAAGACCUAAUCCGAAUGUAUAUUUCAACAUUUCCGGAUCGGAAAUAUCGUCUGCAAAAACUCAUUUUUAUAAUUCGACUUCAUCUUUACAUACUAAUAUUAUCACGCUGACUUCAUUCAAGAAAGAAUGGAACAAAGAAAACAUCACGUGCUGUCGAUAUAAUGAAUGGUACAAAAUUUCGCGGAAAUGUUCACCGCCAAAACAAGUUAAAUAUCUGUCUAACCAAGAUGGUUUAGAGACAGGUGAUAAUACUUGUACAAAAGGCAAAAACAAAAACGGUGCAGGAGUCGAAGCUAUAGUUGGGUCUGUGGUUGCUGCAUUAGCUGUUGGAAGUCUUAUUGGUGUGAUUUGUACAAUGUUUUUUCUUACUAGAAAAGGACUCUUAAAAAGUAACGGUUGGAAGAAGCGAAAACCACCUCAGCCAACAGUGUCUUCUGAAACAGAAUUUACUGAACCAGCAUCAACACUCCAAUCUCAAUAUGAUAGUCUGGAUCAGGGAGCAGAGAAAUGUCAUACUUAUACAGACCUUAAGCAUAGUCGAUAAAUCCUAUCUUAGAUUUAGGAUAUCAGUCUUGGACGUUUAGAUCAUAGCCUGUUGGCAAACACUUUCUUUACAGAGCGAUUGAUUUUGUGGGUUGUAUUGGCUUUUUUUAUGAAUGAUUGUUUAUUGUUGUUUUGUUCUUUUUGUUUGUUUUUUUCUUGGUCUGUUUUUUUUUACUCUGCGCAGUCUUAAGUAAAAUACUUGUUUUGCAAAAAAUAUUGAAGUCUUGAAAAUGUUUACUAACUUAAGGUAUGUCUUAUUUGAAAAGGAGAAUACACAAAGUUUGUUUUGAAGCUACAUUCCAUACUACUGGUUAAGUUAACUUGGUUCGUUCUUUAAAUAACUACCAGUUUUAUAUGACACUGCAUUCAAUCGAGUUUACCUAUUGUGUUGUAUAGAGUUUACAUCGUUUAAUACCGUCACUGCUUUUAAGAAAAGGUUGUGUUUUUAUCCAGAUUCUGAUAAAUUUGGUCGAACAUUGCCAAGUUAAUGAAAAUAAAUUUCAUCGCCGAUUGUAUAGUUUCUUAAAUCAUAAAUACAUAAAAGCACUCGCUCAUAUUUGUAAAAAUAAACAUUUUAUUUAUAUAUAUUUCAUAAACAUUGCAUUUAGUCAUUGUUAAAUAACAAACGUAAAGUUUACACACGAGAUAACCUCAGAGGGGUGACUCGCCCAUUCUUCAAACGACUCAUUGAUGUUUACAAACAUGUAGAUCUGCUAUUUAAUCCGAAACAUUUAAGAAAGUGUCAAAACUUAAAUGCCUUUCACGAUUACACUUGUUUAAUUGUUGUUAAAACAGUUUUGCAAUAUAUUGAGUUAUAACUCUUUCCAAUAAUUCUAAUUAAGACAAUGCAAGUUCUUUUCAAGAAAGAAUUUCACCAUGAAGAAAUAUUGAACUGCUUCGUUGGUUUUAAAUUAUAAUUAACACAUAUGUUAAUAAUGUUAAUAGCAUAGUGUGAAUUAUUAAUGUGUGAAUUAUUAAUGUCAUUAUAAUCUGCACGUGUGUUUUCGAGUUUCGGGAUAUGAGAUAUUCAGAACGAAUUGUUUGUAAUAUUCUCCUCCAAAGCCAUAUCUUAAAGAAUACAGAAAAAUUCUCCGGUUCUUUUUAUAGGAACUACUAUCACAACUUUUAACUAAAAUAUGACCGACUCUUAACUUCAUGCUUUAGAAUCUUAUCAAUGUUGUAAUGACUUUUAAUUGUUUUAUUUUAGAAGAAAAGCCAUUUGAGCAUCAAUGUUAGCUUUGCUUCUUGAAAUUUCUUCAGGGAAAUUUAUUAAACAUAAGAAAAUGUUCGUGUCAUAGGAAAGUCAAAAAUAUUUAGCAGUGCCAGGUAAUCUUGCACAUCCUAACUUUUAGGCUCUAUACUGCUGACAGUUAACAUGUAUUCUGAAAUAAAAAAUCCUUAAACGUUAUAAUAAACAGUCCCUAAUUUUAACACUCAAAGUCAGUUUGAAAAUAUAGCAGUCUUGACUUUAUUAACAUAUAUGUUUCGGCAAACCUACUACAAUCGCUGUCGUUCUUUAUUUAUCUUACAUACAGACACUCUUUAAAUGGGUAACGAGUAGGACUGUUCUAAACGUUUUGUCAUUAAAAUUAAUAUAAACAUUUUUGAUGUCUCAGGGUUUGUGGUUUAAAGAAGGUUGCCAUAUAAACUAAAACACAUUGCGAGGGGUGAACGGAAAGUUCGUAGUUUCUUCGAAUAGCGCAAUCAAUAUGUGUUUCAUUACAAUGAAACAUUAAAUAAAAGUUUAUUAAUCUUUUCUCACUAGCGUACAUUUGCAAAAAUAAAUAUUGUAUAUUAUUCGCUAUAUAGUAAGUCAGUGUCUAUAGUAAUGCAUACCAGCAGCCCUGGAGCUCAUAAAUAACUAGACAUUUUUGAUGUCUCACUGUUUGUGGUUUAAAUCAGGUUGCCUAUUUUUGCUGUAGUAUGUCAUUGCAUAUUCUUCUGUUUAUAUAUUUUGUAUAUGAUGUUGUUAGAUAUGAGUUUACUUGAUGCUACAAGAACGUUUUUCUCACAUUUUAUUAUCUUUCUAAAUUAAUGUUAUCUGUAAUUGCAUUUUGAAAUUCUCUUAAAAUAAUCUUCUCGACCUGUGAUAAAAGCACAUACUUAUACUUGUCAA